Molecule: messenger RNA, 3207 nt
Organism: Myotis daubentonii (Daubenton's bat)
Lineage: Eukaryota; Metazoa; Chordata; Mammalia; Chiroptera; Vespertilionidae
Gene: RBPMS
Product: RNA binding protein, mRNA processing factor
Exons: 8
Coding region: 1109-1840 (243 amino acids)
Molecular function (GO): RNA binding
Source: RefSeq, a predicted model, not a curated record
CAUCCCAUGUUUAGGGAUAAGAAAACUGAGGCUCUGAGAUAUUAAGUCACUUGUCUAAGGUCUUACAGCUGGUGGGUAGAAGCUUAGAAUUUCUCCAGUGGUGCAUGUGACCGGGCCCUGCUGGUCUCUGACCUCAUCUCCCUGGAAUCACAGGCUCCUUCAUUACGCUUCGGCUGCUUGGGCCUUGUUUAGGUCCCUCCAACUUGCCAAACUUGUUUCUGCCUCCGGGCCUUUGUGCUGGCUGUUCCACCCUACACCCAGAUGUUUACAGGGCGGCCUCUUCCUUGUCAUUCAUUCGCAUCUCAGUUCAGAUGUCACCCAGAGAGACCUUUGACCUCCAAAUUUAAAGUGGCUCCACUUUCCAAACCACUAUUACAUCCCUCUUUCAUGUUCCGGAUAGUACUUCUUAGUCACUGACAUUACCUGUGUACUUAUUUGUCUUGCACUCCUGGAAUGUGACUCCAUGGCCCUUUAACCCCCAGUACCUGAAACUGCUCGAUAAUUAUUUUUUUAAAAUAACUAGAAUACAAACCAACCUGCCAAACUCAGGCCUGUACAAUACACCACAGCAUCAUAAACCUUUUCCAGCAGUUUUUAGAUUAAAUUUUAAUUAAUGCCACCUUCAAGGUGAUCAUUUCUGGAUCCCCAUCUCCACUUAAUUACAUCAGAAAGUAUAAUUAUCACAGCUUUUAGGCCAGAAAUUUGGGAGGGUAAGUAAUAGAUCCCUUGUGGAAGAAGGAAGCCGCGUAAGGGUUAUGCACAGUUUUUCACACAUCAAGGGAUCUUCUUUCCCUUCGCCCAGUUAGGAUGGAGCCCUAGUACACAAUUUCACGGAGCCAGGAGUGCACUGUGGGCCUGGAAUGGGGUGAUGAGUAAAAGUAGGCAAGGUGACUUUGAUUCCUGUUUUGCAGAUGUGACUGCUGGGUUUAAUGUUAGUAACCCAGGUGGAAUUGAUUUGGAGACAGACCUAGCACUCUCUGUCCUAUGAUUUAGUCUAGCCUCAAGCUCAGCGUGUUUUCUCUCCCUCUGUUUGCCUACACAGUAAAAAGGCACGUAGCUCAGGAUAAUGUAGGCUGUAGCUGGACAAAUCCAGCCCCCAAGCACCUGUAUGGGUAGCCAGGAGGGAGUGUCGAAUCUGGGUUUUGUGAACUUUAUGGAGGCACCUCACAGCCACAGUUCACACUCACUGGGCCGGCCCACAGACUCAGGAGCCGCUGGUAUUCGUUGUUGUAAAGCAGAACGGAUGACAUUUCAGGAUGAAAGAAAUGUCCGGACCCUAUUUGUCAGUGGUCUGCCCCUGGACAUCAAACCUCGGGAGCUCUAUCUGCUUUUCAGACCAUUUAAGGGCUAUGAGGGUUCUCUUAUAAAGCUCACAUCUAAGCAGCCCGUAGGUUUUGUGAGUUUUGACAGUCGCUCAGAAGCAGAAGCUGCGAAGAAUGCUUUGAAUUUCAGCCCAGUCAUAUCCCAUGGUGGUGUACAGCUUAGUUUGGCCAUCACUGUGCUCUCAAAGGGCAUCCGCUUCGAUCCUGAAAUUCCGCAGACACUACGACUAGAGUUUGCUAAGGCAAACACGAAGAUGGCCAAGAACAAACUAGUAGGGACCCCAAACCCCAGUACUCCUCUGCCCAACACUGUACCUCAGUUCAUUGCCAGAGAGCCAUGUCCCAGGUGUGUGAUGGUGGCUGCAAUCUGUCUUGUGGGUAUUAAUGCAUCUUCAGUGGUGGCUACUCUUCUCGAGCUGUUCUACAAAACUGGAGCAUGCUGGCUUGAAAAAACCUUGCCCAGUUUUGAUCCCUUCAAGACUUUGCCACAGCCUCUAUCACACAUCUGUUUUUCUUGAAGAAAAAAAUAUAAUAAAAAUGUUUUACUCUUUUACACUGUAUAAUUUUAAGAAAAAGUGUGUUAUUUGUGAAUGCAUGGUCUGACGUACAUUUCUGUACAGUGUGGAGAUAUUUUCAAAUGAAACAUAAAAGAUGUCAACAAUAAACCAAGAGUGAGUAUUUUUAUACCAAACAUUGAAAUAUGAUAGGAUGAUCUUACACUGGGUUGGAUCACAAUUUUUGUUCUUGACUUUUGAAUGCCUAUAAUUAAAAAAUAUCUAUUUUUUCUCUAGAAUAGCUGCAUGUUUGAGGCAUGUUUUUAAAUAUGAACAUUUCCAGAAUCUCAUGUGAAUGUAUAGAAAUCUGUGCCUGGCCUGAGUCCAGAGUGAAUGAGAAAUGUGGAGUUAUUAGAUGUUAGAAAGAGAGAUGUGCUGUCUGCAGUACAAGGUGUGCGCUGGCAGGUCUAGGAUAUCUUGCAACAUCAUCGCAAGCCUCCUCGAGCUGCUACCAUGGUGACACGCUCACAGCUGUGGGCAAAGAAGCCUUUCCCUGAUCAGAGGGGCCCUUAGAAAACCCUGGCAGCUCCAGAGGUAACAGUCUGUCUCACUGAGAGGGAAACCUUGGCUCUGCGAGGCCAGUGCUGCCUCAGGAAGCUGGCUUUGCCCAUCCUGCAUAGCUGCAGUGGGCAGCUCAUGUCUCCUAAGUGAUAUUGCGAAAUACUGGCUGAGCUGGUGCUGGCAGCACCAUGCCAAUGAGCCAUUCCAAACAUGAUCUUAAACCCUAUGCACUCACUGGGGGUGCUUGCACCACACCAGCCCAUGGAGAUGGUGCAGCCAGUGGGCAUUUGAAAUGAAUACUGCUUCAAGACUUCUUCAAAACCAAAGUUAGUCUUGCAUUGUAAGCUGACACAUUUCCAGAGUCUUGACAGCUCAGUCUCCCCUCAUAGAAGAGCCAGGUGUAAAAAUAUAUAUUGACCUAAGGAUUUCAACUGCUGAUAUGCCAAAACGUGAUCAUAAUCUUUCUUAACUGACCUCACGUUGUGCUACAGAUCUCAAUGUUUUAAUGAUUAUAUGGUUGGGUUAGGGUUUGUUUCAUUGUUUUCCAUUAGAAAUAAACAUGUCAAGAAGCUUUUAAAGGUCAUCACACAAAAAACGAGAAGGACCAGGAAAGAGGCCUCUUACCUUCAUAAAUGAGGCCCAGGGCACUGACAGCAGCAUGGGCGGCUGUGUUCAAGCCCUGGAUGCCUUCAGCAUGCCUGGCUCUCGGUGAGACUUCUACACUUGUUUCUAAGGAAAGCAGCAACUUUCACACUAUUAUGCUUUUAUACACUGUUUAAAGGUACUUUUCUAUUGUCAUUUUAAAAAUAAAGUGCUUAUCUCGGCUGUCA